UUUGAAAAAUUUCCUGAAUGUGGCUUCUAUGGAAUGUAUGACAAAAUUCUGCUCUUCCGCCAUGACCCUACCUCUGAAAACAUUCUCCAGUUGGUGAAAUCAGCUGCAGAUAUCCAAGAAGGAGACCUGGUUGAAGUUGUCUUGUCAGCUUCUGCUACAUUUGAAGACUUUCAAAUCCGGCCCCAUGCUCUUUUUGUUCAUUCGUAUCGAGCGCCAGCCUUUUGUGACCAUUGUGGAGAAAUGCUGUGGGGGCUGGUGCGUCAAGGACUCAAAUGUGAAGGAUGUGGUCUAAAUUACCACAAGAGAUGUGCAUUUAAAAUCCCUAACAACUGCAGUGGUGUACGGAAAAGGCGCCUGUCAAACGUGUCCCUGACGGGACUCAGCACCAUUCGGACAGUUUCUGCAGAACCCUCGCCCGGCGUGCCGGAUGAAGCCCUUCUGCAAAAGACACCAUCUGAAUCAUUCAGUGGGCGAGAGAAGAGAUCAAAUUCACAGUCCUACAUUGGACGACCCAUUCAGCUAGACAAGAUCUUACUGUCCAAGGUUAAAGUGCCUCACACUUUUGUCAUCCACUCUUACACACGGCCAACAGUUUGCCAGUACUGUAAGAAGCUUCUCAAAGGGCUUUUUAGACAGGGUUUGCAGUGCAAAGACUGUAGGUUCAACUGUCACAAACGCUGUGCUCCUAAAGUGCCAAAUAACUGCCUGGGGGAAGUUGCCAUUAAUGGAGAUCUUCUUAGUCCUGGGGCUGAGUCUGAUGUGGUCAUGGAAGAAGGAAGUGACGACAAUGACAGUGAAAGAAACAGUGGUUUUAUAGAUGACAUGGAAGAAUCUAUAGCUCAUGAUUCUGAGAUGUCAAUGACAGGAUGCCAUAGUGACAAUGGGGAAAUGCAGGAUGCCGAUCCGGAUCACGAUGAAUCUAACAGGAUGAUCAGCCCUUCAACCAGCAACAAUAUUCCAUUAAUGAGAGUGGUACAGUCUGUGAAGCACACAAAAAGGAGAAGUAGCACAGUAAUGAAGGAGGGUUGGAUGGUUCACUAUACAAGCAAGGACACACUGAGGAAACGACACUACUGGAGACUGGACAGCAAAUGCAUUACACUUUUUCAAAAUGAUACUGGAAGCAAGUAUUACAAGGAAAUCCCAUUGUCUGAAAUUUUGUCUCUGGAACCUGCAAAAACUCUCACUUUGCUGCCUCAAGGAGCCAAUCUUCAUUGUUUUGAAAUAAGCACAGCUAAUAUAGUCUAUUAUGUUGGAGAAAACACAGAAAACCUCUCAAGUGUUCCAUUUAAUAACAGUGUUAUCACCAGUGGUAUUGGCAUCGAUGUAGCUCGAAUGUGGGAGAUGGCAAUACAGCAUGCCCUGAUGCCCGUCAUCCCUAAAGGGGCAUCAACUGGGUCAGGACCCAGCCUGCACAGGGAUAUAUCCAUCAGUAUUUCUGUGUCAAACUGCCAAGUUCAAGAAAAUGUGGAUAUUAGCACUGUAUACCAAAUCUUCCCGGAUGAGGUGUUGGGAUCAGGACAGUUUGGAAUUGUUUAUGGAGGAAAACAUCGCAAAACAGGAAGAGACGUUGCCAUUAAAAUAAUUGACAAACUAAGGUUUCCAACUAAACAGGAAAGUCAACUUCGUAAUGAAGUUGCAAUUUUACAGAAUCUUCAUCAUCCUGGGGUUGUAAAUCUGGAGUGUAUGUUUGAGACGCCGGACAGAGUGUUUGUUGUUAUGGAAAAGCUCCAUGGAGACAUGCUGGAGAUGAUCUUAUCAAGUGAAAAGGGCAGAUUGCCGGAGAGAAUAACAAAGUUUUUAAUUACUCAGAUCCUUGUUGCUUUAAGACAUCUUCAUUUCAAAAAUAUUGUUCAUUGUGACCUCAAACCAGAAAAUGUGUUAUUGGCAUCAGCUGAUCCCUUCCCACAGGUAAAACUUUGUGAUUUUGGCUUUGCUCGAAUCAUUGGAGAGAAAUCAUUUAGGCGUUCAGUUGUAGGAACGCCAGCCUACCUUGCUCCAGAAGUGCUGAGAAACAAAGGCUAUAACAGAUCUCUGGAUAUGUGGUCUGUGGGUGUCAUCAUUUACGUAAGCCUCAGUGGUACCUUCCCAUUCAAUGAAGAUGAAGACAUACAUGACCAAAUCCAGAAUGCUGCUUUCAUGUAUCCACCUAAUCCAUGGAAAGAAAUUUCUCAUGAAGGUAAUAUUGUUUGUGGCUGUUUUUAUGUAAAUGCUAAAAAAGAGUAGUUGUAUUUUGCUUUUAUAUUUUUUCCCUGUACAUACCAGUGGAAAAAAAAAAAG
Cariama cristata (Red-legged seriema) is the source of this 2280-nucleotide messenger RNA. Its product is annotated as serine/threonine-protein kinase D1-like. NCBI's taxonomy places the organism in Eukaryota, Metazoa, Chordata, Aves, Cariamiformes, Cariamidae. Gene Ontology annotation, biological process: protein phosphorylation. The record is from RefSeq and is a predicted model, not a curated record. Gene Ontology annotation, molecular function: ATP binding; protein serine/threonine kinase activity.